Racocetra persica is the source of this 447-nucleotide messenger RNA. NCBI's taxonomy places the organism in Eukaryota, Fungi, Glomeromycota, Glomeromycetes, Diversisporales, Gigasporaceae. The record is from the annotation of a GenBank genome assembly.
AUGGCGAGUGAAAGCCAACGAGAAGAAAAUUCCAAUAGGCAGAAUGAUGGUGGUGUUCCAAGAGUUGAUUUUAAUUUGAUGAUUAAUGAUGAACCUGUUAAGAGACCACAUCGUAGAAUUCCUAAUCGUUCUUUUACACAGCCUGGAUAUGAAAAUGGUAAAGCACCUCUUGAUAGUGUUUUUGAAUCUAUUUCGGAAGAUACCGCCUUGUUAAGCGGUGAACCAUCUCAAAACUACAGUCAUUUUAAUCCCCAUUCCUCUAUAUCUGAGGAUAAUAAUCUCAGCGAUGUUCAUCGCACACGGCCUCAUAUCAAUAAAAGACAUACAUGGGCUGCAAAUGCUGUUAAAGGAUUUAACGGCCAAAUGCGGCGGUAUAAGUCACGUAGUGGUGCUUAUGAUGAAGAUGAAGAUAGACAUGCAAUCGUUCGUGAGGGUGGUGGUAUUCGU